This is a messenger RNA of Penicillium odoratum, 1428 nucleotides long. Its product is annotated as serine incorporator domain-containing protein. NCBI's taxonomy places the organism in Eukaryota, Fungi, Ascomycota, Eurotiomycetes, Eurotiales, Aspergillaceae. Gene Ontology annotation, cellular component: membrane. The transcript has 4 exons. The record is from RefSeq and is a predicted model, not a curated record. The coding region runs from base 1 to 1428 and encodes 475 amino acids.
AUGGGCGCUCUAUUAUCUCUGCCACUAUUGGCGAUACCGAGCGUGAGCACGAUCCUCACGGUUGGCGGGUCAUGUUGCGGUGCAGCCACUUGCUCUGCGGUCUGCAGUGCAUGUGGGAAAUUUCAGAAUAGUAUGGCCACGAGAAUCGCCUAUGCCUUUAUCCUCUUGAUCAACUCAAUUGCUUCCUGGAUCAUGCUCACGCCAUGGGCAUUGAAGAAACUACAACAUCUAACCCUCGAUUACAUGGAAAUUCGAUGCGAUGGCAAGGAAUGUCACGGUUGGGUAGCGGUGCACCGUAUCAACUUUGCUCUCGGUCUCUUCCACUUGAUUCUCGCCCUCUUGCUCCUUGGUGUUAAGUCUUCUCGGGAUACCCGCGCCGCCCUUCAAAAUGGUUUCUGGGGACCGAAGGUCAUCCUAUGGCUGGCAUUUGUUGUCAUGUCGUUCUUUAUCCCCGAAUCCUUCUUCUUUGUUUACGGCAACUAUAUCGCUUUCUUCUGCGCCAUGCUCUUCCUUCUUCUGGGUCUGAUCUUGCUGGUAGAUCUUGCGCAUUCUUGGGCCGAGCUUUGUCUGCAGAAGAUUGAGGAUAGUGACUCGCGCCUGUGGCGUGGUCUACUUGUUGGAUCGACUCUCGGCAUGUACGUGGCCUCCACGGUCAUGACGAUCCUGAUGUUCAUCUUUUUUGCUCGGGGCUCGUGCACCAUGAACCAGGCUGCGAUUUCGGUCAACUUGAUUCUUUUCCUGAUUAUUUCCAUCGUUUCCGUGCAGCCCGUUGUACAGGACUCAAACCCGCGGGCAGGCUUGGCCCAGGCUGCCAUGGUCACGGUUUACUGCACCUACCUUACCCUGUCUGCUGUGUCCAUGGAGCCGGAUGACAACCACUGCAACCCCCUAAUCCGCUCCAGCGGUACUAGGACCGUCACCGUCAUUUUGGGUGCCAUUGUCACCAUGGCCACCAUCGCAUACACGACCACGCGCGCUGCUACCCAGGGUAUUGCGCUAGGAUCCAAGGGUGGCCACAGCUACGUACAGUUGGAAGAUGACGAGCAUGGAUUGGUCACCCAGCAGCCUAACAGCCGUCGUGAAAUGCGGGCAGAGGCCCUCCGAGCUGCGGUCGAGAGCGGAAGUCUGCCGGCUAGCGCAUUGGAUGAGAGUGACGACGAGGACGAAUUCGAGACCAGCAGCAAGGAUGAUGAACGUGGUUCUACACAGUACAGUUAUACACUUUUCCACAUCAUCUUCUUCCUCGCCACUACCUGGGUGGCCACCUUGUUGGCGCAAGGGUUGCAGGUUGACACAACCGAUAUCGACUUUGCGCCUGUGGGCCGGACUUACUGGGCCAGCUGGGUGAAGAUUGUUAGCUCUUGGGUUUGCUAUGCUAUCUACUUGUGGACAUUGCUUGCACCUGUUUUGUUGCCCGACCGCUUUUGA